Penicillium mononematosum is the source of this 654-nucleotide messenger RNA. RefSeq lists its product as uncharacterized. The coding region runs from base 1 to 654 and encodes 217 amino acids. The record is from RefSeq and is a predicted model, not a curated record. NCBI's taxonomy places the organism in Eukaryota, Fungi, Ascomycota, Eurotiomycetes, Eurotiales, Aspergillaceae. The transcript is spliced from 3 exons. Gene Ontology annotation, cellular component: nucleus; cytoplasm.
AUGAAGUUUCUCUGCCUCCCAGGAGGCUACUGCAGUGCCAAGGCUCUCAAAACACAGCUAGAAUUUGCCGGGUUUUUCGGUCCGCCGCCGAACUAUACCUUCAUGGAGGUCAAUGGGCUUGCGAUCCAGGCGAACAUACGCGACUUCCCAAGACGCGACACCCCAGAAGAGGCAAUCAAAGCCGCUGUGCAGGCGGCAGGUGAUCCCUCAUUCCCGUGUAUCACUGAGGUCAUGGACCGUCUGGUUGGCAUUCUUGACAGUGACGACGACAUUGGUGGUGUGAUUGGCUUCUCGGAGGGUGCCCAGACUGCCGCAUCACUUAUUCUUGAAGAGCGAAGAAGGGAGAGUGAACAUGGUCGGAUCCCUCGACUUAAAUGCGCAAUUAUGUUCGGCGGAUGGCCACCGGUGCACCCGAUGACUGGCAAGGUUGUUACGGCGGACGACUAUUAUGAAGUACCGAUCACUAUUCCCACCUGUCAUGUUGUCGGUGCGGCGGAUCCGUUCCUUGACGGGUCAAUGGCACUGUACAAUAUGUGCGAUCCAGAUACCGCUGAUCUGUUUGAUCAUGGAGCGGGACAUUUAAUUCCAAGAAAAAAGCAGACUGCCGACGAGAUUGCUGUAGUUGUGCGCGAGAUGAUCAACUCUGUGGCUUGA